Messenger RNA from Castor canadensis (American beaver), 731 nucleotides. NCBI's taxonomy places the organism in Eukaryota, Metazoa, Chordata, Mammalia, Rodentia, Castoridae. The record is from RefSeq and is a predicted model, not a curated record.
AUGGUGUUCACCUAUCGACUACUUGAUAGUGAGCCGAAGAAAGCUUUCUGGGUGACUGUCGAUGCCAUCUCUGUGCAAACUCCGCAGAACGUUUUUAAGGCUGCCCGGGGAAAGAGUGUCACUCUUCCAUGCACCUAUUCCACUUCUGCGCCAGACCGAGAUGGAUUUAUUCAAUGGGAUAAGCUUCUAAGGAGUCACUCGGAAAGAGUGCUCACCUGGAAGUUCUUGGACAAAAGCUACAUCUAUGGGAACCUUUAUGAGAACCGUGUCAACAUAUCAGCCAAAGCUGAGCAGUCAGACGCCUCUGUUACUAUUGAUCAGCUGACUAUGGAUGACAAUGGGACCUAUGAGUGCUCUGUCUCCCUGAUGUCAGACCUGGAUGGUACCUCUAGGUCACGCAUCUGCCUCUUGGUCCUUGUGUUACAGCGGAUUGUGAAUACGGUAGCAGGAACCCAGUAUGAAUGCCUGAUUCGCCCCACACCCCUCCAUCCCAAGGGCCAGGGAACCCCUCGGCCACCCAGUCUAGGUCAAGGCCAGGAAGCCACCUGGCCCGGGGACUCGGACCCUGCGCUGCAGGCAGAAUCGACGGUAUCCCCGGCCUUUGGCACCACCUGGCGUCUGCAGCGGGAGCCACAGGUGGCGGAGAGGCCUGAGGGCCAACACUCCCGACUCUCUCCCUGUGAUUUCUCCCUUGGGAAAUACUCAGGUGACAUCUACGUUCUGCGUAGAAG